UAUAGCCACUCCGUAAAUAAAUAUAGUCACGUGUCACGUCUAACUUAGUGGACGAUGAGUUACGUGUUGUGUUGAUGCGAAAAUUCAAAAAUCCGCUUCAACGUUUACAGUUUGUUUAGUAGCGGGAAGCUCUAAAGCGGAGAACCUAGGUGCGUAACGCAUAAAUUUCCUAUUGAGGAAAAAAGCUGAUGUGUUUGAUUGGUUAGUUUCAACAUGACCUCCAUUUAUGAGUAUUCAGAAGCAGAUUUUGUUUAUAUAACACAAUGGAAUAGUGAUGAAAUGACUCACUUUGAUGAGCUAGUAAAAAAUAAGUGGCAUACCAUGCACGAAGAAGGUGGUUAUUUCAGAUACAGAUUAAAAAUGGAUGGAUCAAAAGUUCUCCCUGGAAAAUAUAAAUAUUUAGCACAGCUCAACUUGAACAGAGCUUUGCACAGAAGAAAACCAAUUGACAUGCAGAGUAUGCAACAGAAAUUCGACAAGCAUAUAUUUAACUUUACAAAAAUGGAUAAAAGAGAAAUACUAUUUGAAAUUUUGAAUAAGAACAGACAACAUAAGGGAAAUUAUUUAGCGAUAAAUGUGAGCCCCUUGGAGUUAGGCCAUUGCCUGUUGCUGCCUGCCAUGUAUAGUUGCCUGCCUCAAGUUGUUACUGCUGACGGCCUUUUGGCUGCAAUCGAGUUGUUUCUUCUGACCAAAUCACCAGCUGUGAGGAUGGGCUUUAAUGGUCUCUGUGCUCAUGCUUCUAUCAACCACUUACAUUUUCACUUUUUCCACCUUCAGCAGCAGAUGCUGUUAGAAACUGUCGAAGUAGAACACCUAGCAGGCCCCUGUUAUGUGUUAUUGUCAUUUCCCAGCCAGGGGUUUGUGUUCCAGUUGUCAAAACACACUGAUAUACAGGAAUUUGUGGGG
Homalodisca vitripennis (glassy-winged sharpshooter) is the source of this 906-nucleotide messenger RNA. RefSeq names its product GDP-D-glucose phosphorylase 1-like. Lineage: Eukaryota; Metazoa; Arthropoda; Insecta; Hemiptera; Cicadellidae. Gene Ontology annotation, molecular function: GDP-D-glucose phosphorylase activity. Gene Ontology annotation, cellular component: cytoplasm. Gene Ontology annotation, biological process: glucose metabolic process. The record is from RefSeq and is a predicted model, not a curated record.